AUGGGCGGCGUCGAUCUGCCGGCACCAUCUCGGCGUCUCACCUCCAUCUCCAUGGCCAUGCCCAGAUCCGGAGCGCUGCUGGUGCUCGCGCUGCUCCUGGCCUGCGCCGCGGCGGCGUCGGUGGGUGCUGCUGCUGCUGCGGCGGGCAAGGUUGCUGCUGGGUCGGGGCGGGCGGAGGAGGAGGAGAAGGGGUGCCGGGAUCUGGCGACGCGGGGCGCGUGCGUGGCGAGCGGCGGAUGCCGGUGGUGCCGCAGCGAGGCGCUCGACGACAUGUGCUUCGGCGCGGCGGAGGCGUGGCGGCUCCCCAACCAGGUCUUCUCCUGCGACCCGCCCGCCGCCGCCGCGCACGCCAGGAGGUAG
Molecule: messenger RNA, 360 nt
Organism: Lolium rigidum
Lineage: Eukaryota; Viridiplantae; Streptophyta; Magnoliopsida; Poales; Poaceae
Exons: 2
Coding region: 1-360 (119 amino acids)
Source: RefSeq, a predicted model, not a curated record